Messenger RNA from Myodes glareolus (Bank vole), 4064 nucleotides. The record is from RefSeq and is a predicted model, not a curated record. Lineage: Eukaryota; Metazoa; Chordata; Mammalia; Rodentia; Cricetidae.
UCUGGGAGAUGGCUGUAGGGGAGAGAGCCGGAAACAUCCGCACUGAACAGAUGGAAAGACUGAGUCCUAAGGGGAAGCCAUUGCUUUUUGCAGGUUAAUCUGUCGGGAGGAAAGAUAUAUUCAAGCGCAUGGGUGUUUUUUGUUUUGUUUUGCUUUGCUUUCCAAGUACAGCGGGAGGACUUGACAGGGGUGACAGAGGGAGCCGGUAUACAGCGUUGGGAAUUUAACAGGUCCGAGGUGGGGAGGUAGACAAGGUGGGAAGACCCCACACGAGGUCCGAGUAGGCACUUAGCACCUGAGCGACUUGGAGAUCCGAGAUUGAGCGCUAACCUGGCGCUGGAACCAUCCACCACUCCCGCAAAGGGGGUGGGGCCCGGGAGAGUGACAGAGGCAGUCGAGAUACGGAAACGCGGGCCCUCCAAGACGGGCCAGAGUGGCUCUAUCGGGCCAGCGUGGCGCCGUGGAGAGAUAGAGCGGCCGGCAGGAGGAGUAGAGUUGCAGAGGCCGGAGAGUGGCAGGAGGCGGGCUAGAGCGGCCAGAGGGAGGAGUGGAGCUGGACGCAAAGGUGGCCUCUGGCUCGGCUAGAGCGACUCUGCGGCGCGGGUGGGGGAACCUUGAGCUCAGGCGCGGAGGCUUCGGUUCCGGAGGCUGCUGUGGCUUCUCAUCCCAUCCGACAGCCCUGUGGAGGAGUCCCAGAGAUGGGAGAAGUUGCCGCAGCCGGAGGGGCGGCCCCAGGGCCUCCCCGGCCUGGCGUGAUGCCCGUCAGCAUCAUCGGAGCUGAGGAUGAGGACUUUGAGAAUGAGCUGGAGGCGAACUCGGAAGAUCAAAACAGCCAGUUCCAGAGCCUGGAGCAGGUAAAGCGACGCCCGGCCCAUCUCAUGGCCCUCCUGCAGCAUGUGGCCCUGCAGUUUGAGCCAGGACCCCUGCUCUGCUGCCUACAUGCGGACAUGCUGAGUUCCCUGGGCCCCAAAGAAGCCAAGAAGGCCUUCCUCGAUUUCUAUCACAGCUUCCUGGAGAAGACUGCGGUUCUGCGGGUGCCAGUUCCUCCCAACGUCGCUUUUGAACUUGACCGCACGAGGCCUGACCUCAUCUCUGAGGAUGUCCAGAAGAGGUUCAUGCAAGAAGUGGUGCAGAGCCAGCAAGCAGCCGUGAGCCGUCAGCUGGAGGACUUCCGCUCCAAGCGGCUCAUGGGCAUGACGCCCUGGGAGCAGGAGCUGAGCCUGCUGGAACCGUGGAUUGGGAAAGACCGCAGCAACUACGAGGCCCGGGAGCGGCACGUUGCAGAGCGGCUGCUCUCCCACCUGGAAGAGAUGCAACAUACCAUCUCUACAGAUGAAGAAAAGAGUGCCGCUGUGGUCACUGCCAUCAGCCUGUACAUGCGCCACCUUGGAGUUCGGACCAAGAGUGGGGACAAGAAGUCAGGGAGGAACUUCUUCCGGAAAAAGGUGAUGGGCAAUCGGCGGUCAGACGAACCCCCCAAGACAAAAAAGGGGCUGAGCAGUAUCCUAGACCCUGCUCGUUGGAACCGGGGAGAGCCACCUGCUCCAGAUUUUCGACAUCUAAAGGUCGAGGUUGAUGGUGAGAAGCCAGGCCCUACAGACCGGAAGGGAGGCCUGGGUAUGCCUUCUCGGGACAGGACUGUUGGGACUCCUGGGCAGGACAACCCAGGAGUCUCUCUGCACCCUCUGUCUGUGGACAGCCCUGACCACCGGGAACCUGGUGGGGAUACCCCCCAGGAGCUGGGGGACAUACUUCCACAAGGCCCUACAAGCCUGGAGCCCCUGGCAGCCCCAGAGAGCACGGAGGAGAAUGCAGAGACAGAGAGAAGGUGGAAGAGGUGGGUGCCUGGGCCCUGGGUGGGGGGAGGACCAGCCCUCCCCCAUCUCUCCCAGCCCCUCCCCCUCCCCAUGGCCACCUCCUCCCCUUCACCCCCUGUGAGGGGAGGGGUGGGUAGGCUAUCAGGGCGUCUGGGGCGCUCAGAGAGCCUGCGGGUGAGUGACCGCCGCCGACCUUCCCGGGGCAGCCUCGGGGCUAAGGGCCGGGGUGGGGGCCGCUCCCGGAGCGACGUGGACAUGGACCCCGGCUCCGCCACGGCCGUGCUUGGCCCUACCCGACGAGCCACCCCUGAGCCUGGAGAUGAUGGGGAGCAGGGACGGACAGGCCUGGAACUGGAACCAGAGGAACCUCCCGGCUGGAGGGAACUCGUGCCCCCAGACACCCUGCUCAGCCUGCCCAAAAGCCAAGUGAAGCGGCAAGAGGUCAUCAGCGAGCUGCUGGUGACGGAGGCAGCUCACGUGCGCAUGCUGCGGGUGCUCCAUGACCUCUUCUACCAGCCCAUGGCAGACGGGGGCUUCUUCCCUCUGGAGGAACUGCAGAACAUCUUCCCUAGCUUGGAUGAACUCAUUGAGGUGCACUCCCUGUUCCUCGAUCGCUUGAUGAAGCGGAGACAAGAGAGCGGCUACCUCAUUGAGGAGAUUGGCGAUGUGCUGCUGGCCCGGUUCGAUGGUGCUGAGGGCUCGUGGUUCCAGAAGAUCUCCUCCCGCUUCUGUAGCCGCCAGUCAUUCGCCUUAGAGCAACUCAAAGUCAAACAGCGCAAGGAGCCUCGGUUCUGUGCCUUUGUGCAGGAAGCUGAGAGCCGCCCUCGGUGCAGACGGCUGCAGUUAAAGGACAUGAUCCCCACUGAGAUGCAGCGGCUGACCAAGUACCCACUGCUGCUGCAGAGCAUCGGGCAGAACACAGAAGAGCCUGCGGAACGGGAGAAAGUGGACCGCGCAGAAGAGUGCUGCCGGGAGAUUCUGCACCAUGUCAACCAAGCCGUUCGUGACAUGGAGGAUCUGCUGAGACUCAAGGAUUACCAGAGGCGCCUGGACUUGACUCACCUACGCCAGAGCAGUGACCCCAUGCUGAGCGAGUUCAAGAACCUGGACAUCACUAAGAAGAAGUUGGUCCAUGAAGGUCCACUGACAUGGCGGGUAACCAAAGACAAGGCUAUAGAGGUCCACGUGCUACUGCUGGACGACCUGCUACUGCUGCUUCAGCGCCAGGAUGAGAAGCUGCUGCUCAAAUCACACAGCCGGACGCUCACACCCACGCCUGAUGGCAAGACCAUGCUGCGGCCUGUGCUCCGGCUCACCUCUGCCAUGACCCGAGAGGUGGCCACUGAUCACAAAGCUUUCUACGUCAUUUUUACCUGGGACCAGGAGGCCCAGAUAUAUGAGCUGGUGGCACAGACAUCGUCAGAGCGCAAGAACUGGUGUUCUCUCAUCACUGAGACUGCCGGAUCCCUAAAGGUCCCUGCCCCUACCUCCCGCCCCAAGCCCCGGCCCAGCCCAAGCAGCACCCGAGAACCCCUGCUCAGCAGCUCGGAGAAUGGCACUGGAGGCCGAGAGAUGCCUCCAGCUGAUGCCCGGACAGAGCGCAUUCUCAGCGAUCUCCUGCCCUUCUGCAGACCAGGCCCAGAGGGCCAGCUUGCUGCCACAGCCCUGCAGAAAGUGCUGUCCCUGAAACAGCUCCUGUUGCCUGCUGGGGAAGACGGUGGACUGGGGCCUCCCCAGGAUGGGGAUGGGGUGCCUGGUGGUGGUCCCCCAGGCCCAGCACAGAUUCAGGAGAACUUGCUCAGCCUAGAGGAGGCUGUCAAGCAGCUGGAGGAGUUAGAGGAAGAAUUUUGUCGCCUGAGAUCCCUCCUGUCUCAGCUUAGCGGAAUUUUGUCACCUAGCCUGGCUGUACCUGAGCGCUCUGUUCAGACAAGCCUUUCGUGAAGAGACCCCCGCGGCUGCCACAGCGUCUCACACCCCAGAGGCCUUGAGGAGAGGGAGACUGGCCACACUUGAUAGGGGACCUGCUGGAGUCCCUGCCUCCCACACUGGCCUCUGCCUUUCUCCCUCCUGCCUUUGCUUCGGGGCUCAGGGCUUCACCCCCAGAGUACCACCAUAAUCCCCAUUUUCCAGGCCAUCUCAGUAUUGCCUAUGGGGGGGUUACCCCUCCAUCCCCCCACCCCAAGUGCCUUUGCUCUGUUUUUAUACCCUGAAUGGAGGUUUAUUUUUAAUAUAUAUUAUCUAAGGAGA